This is a messenger RNA of Lactuca virosa, 1638 nucleotides long. The record is from the annotation of a GenBank genome assembly. Lineage: Eukaryota; Viridiplantae; Streptophyta; Magnoliopsida; Asterales; Asteraceae.
AUGUCCUCCAUCAACAACUCGGACGAAUAUCUUGAUUCUAAGUGUAGUUGGCUAGGUUCUCGGUAUCAUCCAAAGAUGAUGAACUGGAACAAGAACACAGACUGUCGCAAGUGGGAUGGUGUCACUUGUAACCACUACACAGGUGACAUUAUCGGUAUUGACUUGAGUUGUGGCAUGAUACGAGGUACCAUCCACCCAAACACCACCCUCUUUCACCUCCCUCGUCUCCAAACACUCAACCUUGCUUCCAAUGAUUUCACUGCUUCCCAAAUUCCACAUGAAUUUGGCAGGUCUUCUAAUAGUCUCACACAUCUCAACCUCUCUGAGUGUUGGUUCUCCGGUGAAGUCUCUGAAGAAAUAUUAUUUCUUCCUAAAUUGAUCUCUCUUGAUCUCUCUUGGAAUGAUGGAUUGCAGAUUCAAACUAAUGUUUUCAAGAAUCUACUUCAGAAUUUUACUCAUUUGAGAGAGCUCUCAAUGGUCGGUGUUGAUAUAGGUUGGGUAUUACCCACUUAUCUUAAUAUCUCGUCUUCUCUACAAUCACUUGAUCUUAGCAGCACUGGUUUGCAAGGGAAGUUACCUGAUAACAUAUUCAAUCUUCAAUAUCUAGAAAAACUUCACUUGUCAGGGAACAUUGAAAUCACUGGUCCUUUGCCCAAAGUUAACACGAGGUAUAACAUCCCUCUCAAGUCGCUAGAACUCUCCAUCGCCAACUUAUCAGGGGAGAUACCCGACUCAAUUGGCCAUCUCAAGUCCUUGAACUACUUGGAUCUCUCUUCUUGUAGUUUGGUGGGGUCCCUUCCCAAAUCCCUAGUUAACCUUAUGCACCUUACAACUCUUGAUUUAUCAUUUAACAAGCUCAAUGGAACGUUGCCUUCUUUGUUGUUUACGCUUCCCUUGCUUGAAAAUGUUAUUCUUUAUGAUAACAUGUUUAGUGGAGGAGGCUCCAAUCCACUAUCAUUUAUCCAACUCGCCAACCUCACUUACCUUGAUCUCUCAAAUAACAAUUUCACAGGUUUUUGGGAUCUGAAUACAUUGUUAUCAGGCCUACCAAGCCUUCAACAUCUCUCUCUCUCUUACAGUGGCUUAAUUGUUACGAACAACAAUAGUUUCAGCCAUGUCAACCCUGUGUUAAGAUACUUAUAUUUGGCAUCUUGCAAUCUUACUGUGUUUCCAGAGUCUUUACGAGCCAUGAAAAAUCUCCAAAGAUUAGAUCUAUCUUAUAACAACAUAAAGGGACGCAUUCCUGAUUGGGCACAGGAGAUCGGAGGAAAUCAGUUGUUAUUUUUGGAUCUGUCAAAUAACUUCAUAACAGGCUUGCCACACUUUCAAUGGGAUGGAUUAAACUUUCUUUUUCUGGAGUCCAACCAGAUUCAAGGGCCAUUUCCUCCAUCGAUUUGCAACAUGAGAAAUCUAGAGGUGUUGGAUAUAUCCAAUAAUAGCUUUAGUGGAGUGAUUCCACAAUGUUUGGGAAAUAUCAGCUUCCCUCUUAAGAAUUUGAAUGUCAAGUCAAACCAGAUUCAAGGACCAUUCCCUUUGUCAAUUUGCAACAUGAGCCUUCUAAGUUCAUUGGAUUUGUCCAAUAAUAGUUUCGAUGGAGUACUUCCAGAAUGCUUGGGGGAAAUAUCAGCUCCACUCUAG